AUGGAUGAAAGAAAAAGAAAAGUAUCAUUGCGAAUAUGGAUCUUGAUUAUUGUACCUACAACUGUUUUUAUAACAUUCAUCUUUUUGUGCUACUAUCUGAUCAAGAGAAAACCAAAAAAGAGCAAUAAGAGUCUCCUAAGAGAAAAUUUUGGUAAAGAAAGUCUCACUUUAGAGCCCCUACAAUUCAACUUGGCCACACUUAAAGCAGCAACCAACAAUUUUUCAGAGCAAAAUAGGAUUGGCAAAGGAGGAUUUGGAGAAGUUUAUAAGGGAAUUCUUCUUGAUGGACAACACGUAGCAGUAAAAAUGCUCUCAAAAAAUUCGACGCAAGGUGCAAAGGAGUUUAAAAAUGAAGUUUCAGUUAUAGCUAAACUACAACAUAGAAAUCUUGUGACAUUUAUUGGUUUCUGUCUUGAGGAGCAAACUAAAAUUCUUAUAUAUGAAUAUGUAUCAAACAAGAGUCUUGACUACUUUUUAUUUGAUUCUCAACUAUCAAAAUUGUUAAGUUGGACUGAACGGUAUAAUAUUAUCAAAGGGAUUGCUCGAGGAAUAUUUUAUUUACAUGAACUUUCUCGGCUCAAAGUUAUACAUCGUGAUCUCAAACCAAGUAAUGUUUUGUUAGAUGAAAAUAUGAUUCCAAAAAUUUCAGAUUUUGGUCUAGCUAAGAUUGUUGAAAUAAAUCAAGAUCAAGUCAAUACAAAUAAAAUUGUUGGGACAUUUGGAUAUAUGCCUCCAGAAUAUGCAAUGUUUGGACAAUUUUCAGAAAAGUUAGAUGUUUUUAGUUUUGGAGUCAUGGUUCUAGAAAUUAUUACUGGCAAAAAGAAUUUGAGUUCUCACAAACCACAUGUUCCUGAAGGUCUCUUAAGUUAUGUAUGGAGACAAUGGAGGGACCAAACGUGGUUAGACAUAUUAGAUCCAAAUAUCAAAGAAAAUUAUUCAGAAUUUGAGGUUACUAAGUGCAUUCAAAUUGGUUUAUUAUGCGUUCAACAAAAUCCUGAUGUCAGACCUACAAUGACAGAUGUUCUAUCAUACUUUAGUAGUUAUUUCAAUGAACUACCAAGUUCACAAGAACCAGCAUUUUUCUUAAAUGAAAGGUCGAAUCCAACAAUAUUUCCUCAGGAAUCAAAUAUUAAUCAACCUAUCAACAACUGUAUUCCAUUCUCUACUAAUAAAAUGUCUGUAAGUGAAUUUUUACCUCGAUAG
This is a messenger RNA of Vigna radiata var. radiata (mung bean), 1203 nucleotides long. RefSeq names its product putative cysteine-rich receptor-like protein kinase 31. NCBI's taxonomy places the organism in Eukaryota, Viridiplantae, Streptophyta, Magnoliopsida, Fabales, Fabaceae. The record is from RefSeq and is a predicted model, not a curated record. Gene Ontology annotation, molecular function: ATP binding; protein kinase activity. The transcript has 7 exons. Bases 1 to 1203 code for a protein of 400 amino acids. Gene Ontology annotation, biological process: protein phosphorylation.